Messenger RNA from Electrophorus electricus (electric eel), 3115 nucleotides. It is a transcript of the gene fbxo9, whose product is annotated as F-box protein 9. Gene Ontology annotation, molecular function: protein binding. Gene Ontology annotation, cellular component: cytoplasm; SCF ubiquitin ligase complex. The record is from RefSeq and is a predicted model, not a curated record. Gene Ontology annotation, biological process: SCF-dependent proteasomal ubiquitin-dependent protein catabolic process. Lineage: Eukaryota; Metazoa; Chordata; Actinopteri; Gymnotiformes; Gymnotidae.
UCCUAGAUUUCUGCAACAGUUCCCGUGAUGGCUGCCGUGUGGCGAGCUCGUAAAUUUGUCCGCUGUGUGGUCCGUUUCUCUGACCGUGAUCUGUAAAAACUUCGACCUUACACAUUUCACGCGUCAGAACAAGAGCUCGCAGAUAAAGCAACAUGGCUGAAAGCAACCAAAACGCAGAUGCUGGUUCUGUCGAAGAGGGUGAAGAUGAAAAUUCAGAAGACUCUAAUUUGCAGCUGGAGCUUAAUGCUUUCAGGGCUCAGUGGAUGUCUGAGCUACUUCCCACCUCUGGUGUUAAGAGAAGUCUUUCCAGGGCUGCUGAGCUGAAAAAGAAGCAGGAGCUGGCUAGAGAGGAAAAGGCCCGAGAGCUGUUUCUUAGAGCUGUUGAGAAGGAACAAAAUGGGGCCGUUUAUGAAGCCAUCAAGUACUAUAAGAGUGCAAUGCAGCUUGUGCCUGACAUUGAGUUUAAGAUCAACUACAGCAGAUCUCCUGAUCCAGAUAGAGCUGGUGGGAGCUAUUUGGAAGAGAAUGAGAAUGACGGUGAGAUCGAUGACCUCCUCGCCUACUUCCAGCAGCAGCUGACUGUAGGAUGCUCCUCUCUGAAGAUCUGUGAGCCUGAGGCAGAGACUUCCCAGAUGCACAUUUCCGCAUUGCCGCUGGAAGUGCUGAUGUACAUCUUCCGCUGGGUGGUGUCCUCUGACUUGGACAUGCGGGCUCUAGAGCAGCUCUCCUUGGUCUGCAGGGGCUUCUACAUUUGUGCAAGAGACCCUGAGAUCUGGCGCUCUGCCUGUUUGAAGGUGUGGGGCCGGAGCUGCACUAAAAUGCUGCCGUUUACCUCCUGGAGGGACAUGUUUAUAGAGAGACCACGCGUGCGCUAUGAUGGUGUUUACAUUAGUAAAACAUCAUACAUUCGUCAGGGAGAAGAGUCGUUGGAUGGGUUCUACCGAGCAUGGCAUCAGGUAGAUUACUACAGGUAUCUGCGCUUCUUCCCUGAUGGUCAAGUGAUGAUGAUGACCACACCUGAGGAGCCUUUGGCCACCGUUCCACGUCUACGCAGCAGGAACUCGAGGAUGGAGUCGAUCUUGUUUGGCCACUACCGGCUGUCCCAGGACCCGGACAAUCAAACCAAAGUUUAUGUUGUUGUCUCGAAGAGAAAAGAGGAGAGGGUACCUGACUACCAGCGGAGCCGGUUCUGCAGGCGGAACCCAACCCCUGACACUGACCGCACCUUUCAUGUUGGGCUGCAGUUGUCCUCUGGGGGGCGCCAGCGUUUCAACAAACUGGUCUGGAUCCACCACUCUUGCCAUAUCACCUAUAGAUCAACUGGGGAAACUGUCAUCACCGCAUUUGACUUGGACAAAAUGUACACCCCUUUGUUUUUUGCCCGUGUGAAGAGCUACACUGCUUUUUCAGAGCGCCCCCUGUGAGGUGGUCCAUGAACUGCAUGUAGAACAUCUGCCCACCUAAAUGUUUACGCCCAAAUGUCGCCAUGGAAAUGCAAAGCCCCCUUCUCCUUUCGCUUUGAUGCGCCUCCUUAUGAAUGUAAGCAACAUUUUUGUGAGUAUUUUUAGUAACAUGUAGAGUACCUGUCCAUUUUAACUGAUGUAGGAUGUCACUGAUGUCCCAGUAUAACCUCCAUAGGUACAGUAGAUCUGUUGUCUUCUGGGAUGAAACUAAAGCAGAAGGAACACAGCUGUCUUCUGCUCACUUUAUCCCAAUAAUGAUGGGGGUUUUUUUUUUAAGCGUGAGUGUCUACUUAUGACUUGAACAACCAAAUAAACCAGUUAAAAGCUGUUUAGCUUGCCCCCCUUUUUGUUUUGUUUUUUGUUUUUUUUUUUCCUUCUUCUUCCCCCCACACAGCGCUUUUUACAUAACACUUGCAGUGUAGCUUGAACUCUGCAUGUUUUAAAUUGGGGUUUGUUUGGUUUUUUUUUUUAUAUAAACCUGGCAUCAAAGAUCACUUGCAGCUAUUCAAACUAGUUAAAAGCAUAAGCUGACUUGCGAUUGUCUGGCCAUUUAAUGCAAAUAUCAUUGCAAAGAAGGUCUGUAGGUAAAGUAGCUGGUAGUGAACAUGCAGCACAACUGGUGUAAGUUACAUUUGCAUUUCCAAUCAGAAACCCUCCAAAAUCAAACUCCACUUCUGUGUUGAAAUACCACAGGACUUGCUCAGGCAGAUAUGAUAGUAACAGAUGCAUACAGUACAUUCUGCAACUUGGAGGGGUGCAGAGAGUGUGUAUUUAAAAACUGUCCAGACCUGUCAUGGUAAUUAAACACUUAAACUGCAAUGAGAACCACCAUGGGAAAAAUAGCUUUAUUGACUUAUACAUUGUCCUGUCUCUAUAUAGGACUGACAACAAUAAGCUAAGAAGUUUCAAACUUUCUCGUGCUGUUUUUCAUUUCAAAGUGGAAAACUCAUACACUGAGGUGCUGAACAGUUAGGAAAUGCAAUGUGGGCUGAAUGUUUGUUUGUUUUUCCACAUUCUCGGAUGUAAAACCCAGAAAACUAAACAGUGAAUCCAGAACAUUAAUAAGGACAUGGUGAAAGUAAACUCUAGUCUAAUACCAUGAUGGCUAACAGGGAUGCUGGCUCAGGUAGUUGAAAAGUAGUCAAUAAAUUACAGAUGGCACCAGCAUGAGCAAAGUCCAGUGUGUGGUUGUGCUACGGUAAUGCUAUAAUAUUGGUAUACAAACCCUUUAUUAGUAUAUCAAACCUUUGGCCAUUUUUACAGUCAGUAUAAUGCAUGAUUUACUGUAUACUAGACUGAUAAACUGGAUGUUUUCCUGCCCCAGUGUCAAAAAAGCACAAAUUAAAAAAAAGGACAAAUAAAGGAGAAAUGCAUAAAAAUUUAACAACUUGAAAUGAAUAGAAAAUGUUGCAUUACAAAACAAUUGCUGCAAGAUUUUUUAAAAAAUCACUGUACUUCAGUUUUGUUUGCAAUGUAAUUUUUUUUUUUUUGUGACUGACUGUGGCUUCAUGUUUGUGACAGUUUUCACUUGUCCACAUCUAAGACCCUGUUUUGACUCCAUAACACUGCUGUUGACUUUUUAUGUGGAUCAAGAAGAUUAUUUGUAUAUGAGUUGAUAUGAGUCUGAUAUAAACAACCCAUUGAAAAUUUUA